Phlebotomus argentipes is the source of this 2718-nucleotide messenger RNA. RefSeq lists its product as uncharacterized. The record is from RefSeq and is a predicted model, not a curated record. NCBI's taxonomy places the organism in Eukaryota, Metazoa, Arthropoda, Insecta, Diptera, Psychodidae. The transcript has 2 exons. The coding region runs from base 99 to 953 and encodes 284 amino acids.
UUCAUUUUGAGUGAAAAAAGACACAUCUAAACCAUAGUGAUUUAGUGGAAAAGUCGAGUUUGAGUCCGUGGGGGCUGACCGCAUGGUCAACCUCUACCAUGGGUGGCUCUACGACGAGUAGCAGAAAGAGACAGAAUGUGAAAAGUGCACCUGAUGUGACUGAUGGAAAACGCAAAAAAGCAAAUUUUGAAGUGCUAAAUGAUAAUGACGAUGGUGGAACAGUGUACAGUGAUGCUUCCGCGAUGACCAUUGAAGAAAUAGAAGAAGAAAAGCCCAAGAAAGCACCAAGAAUGCCGCCAAUUGUGGUGAAAAGUAAAAUAGCAGACACUAAAAGCUUUUACGCUAAUCUGAAAAAGCAAGUGGAGAACAUCCACUUCCGCACCUUCAACACAACCAAGCAAAUCUUCACAUACACAAGUGAAGAUUUUGCAAAGAUCAUCGAAUGGCUGAAGUCCAACACGAUGGACUACUACACAUACACAUUAAAGGCAGAGCUUUGCAAGAAACUCGUCUUGAAAGGACUGGACAAGGAUCUGGAAUAUAAAGAGAUCCUCGAAAAUCUCCAGAUGCAGCACAGUGGCAUUUGUGACGUGAAGCAGAUGCAUAUCAUCCCGAAAUACACAAAAAGCUCUCCAACCGAGAGCCCACAGACUGAUCUCACACCACAAGCUGGACCAUCCACCGCGACAGCUACACAUACAAGAGUAAAACGUGUGAAAAUUGGAGCAUUUGUCGUGUACAUCAAAAGAGAGUGCAACACAAGCGAUAUUAUCAAAGACAUUCGUCAUGUCUUGGACCACGUGAUUGCCUGGGAAAGGUACAACAAACGUGAGAAUCCUGCCACGUUCUGCGGACGCUGCGCAAGAUGGGGACACAGCUCCAGGAACUGCAAUAUGCCGAUAAGGUGUCUGAGGACAGCAUGCAGCAUCAAACCGAAAAUGUCCCUCUUUUGAGGUCCAUCGACAGGAGGAAUCGACGUAACUCGACAAACUAAUGAGGAACAACCCAAGAAACAGCCAGCCAAAUCAACCGACAAAAUCAACCCGUUCCAACACAAACACCUAUAUACAACCGAACAUCUCCUACUCGGAGAUGUUCAACAAAUCCCGUGGGAUCAAUUCAAGCGGUGAGAAUUCAACAAACGGUCAAAAUUUCAUCGAGAAAGAGAUAUCCGACCUUUUUGGAAUCACAACUCUUCAACACGCACAAAAACUAAGAUCAUUCUUGCCAAAAUACCGGCAAAUGAAUGAUAAACUGGACAAGCAAAUAUCCUUAAUAGGAUUAAUUUGCGAAAUUUGUAAAUAAUGGAUUCAGACAUAAAAAUAUUAAUUUUCAAUACAAAUGGCAUAAGAUAUAAACUGAAAGAACUAGAAAAAUUUCUGAAUGAUCAAAACAUAGCUAUAACUUUUCUUAACGAGACAAAUUUAAAACCAAAUCGAAAAAUACACAUAAACGGAUAUAAUAUUUAUAGAAAUGAUGAUAUUCAAAAUAGAAAAGGAGGAUGUGCUAUAUGUAUUAAAAAAACAUUAAGAAUAAACGAAUAGAUUUUCCAGAAAACUGUUUCUCGAAUCCAGUAAGAAUAAAAAUAUUCUUAAGAAAUGACUGCUUCUCAAUUGUGAAUAUAUAUCUUAAACCCAAUGAGAAAAUUAACAUUGACGACUUGAAAAAAAUACUGAGACUAGGAAAUAAAAUCAUAAUAGCAGGCGAUUAUAACUGUCGAAAUAAGAAAUGGCUCUGCCGUUCUACAAAUAGAAACGCAAAAAUACUAUAAACUUUUUAAAAGACAAUAAUGAGAGAAUUAAAUUGUUUGCUCCCACCACCCCAACAUAUAUACCAAAUAGCACCAAAAAACCACAUAAUAUUAUUGAUUUAUUUAUAAGUAAAGGAAUUUCAUUAACAACUUCAAUAUCUCAUAUUAAUCUAAACUCAGAUCAUGCACCUGUAACAUCAAAAAUCAAAAUUUGUAAUGAAGAAUUACAUAGGUAUUACUUGAAAAAGGCUAAUUGGAGAAAAUAUAGAGAAAUCUUAAAUAACAAUGUAAAACACACAGCCGACUUAAGCACAAAAGAAGCUAUAGAUAACAAUAUCACAGAGCUCACACAUAAAAUAACUGAAGCAUUAGACAGUAGUGUACCAAAAAUUAAACAAUUUGAAGAAAAACUACCAGAUUAUAUACUAAAUACUAUAACAUACAGAAACAGAGUAAGAAGAAAGUUUCAGAAGACAAGAAAUAUGAAGAGGACAAGAAAUUAUUAAAUAAGAUCAAUCUAAUGAUAAGAGAAUCAAUACGAAAUUAUACAAAUAGUAAAUGGGAAAGUAAAUUAGAAAAAUUUAAACCUUAGGGGGGUGGGAGCACAAAAAAGAAUAAAAUACAAAAUGUAAGACCUGCUGAUUCACAUAUAUUUUUAUAUCAAAUUAUCUCUAAGCUCAUUAAAUUAAAAAAAAGAGUAACAAAACAAUAGAAACAAAUAGAUUUUUGGAAUAUUGUAAAUAGUAGAAUUAAGCGAUAAAACACUGUACAUACUAAAAAUGAAAUAAACUUGUAUAUAUGUCUUUUAUUUAAAAUUGAGAUGUUAUUGAACUUUGUAUCGGGACUAUCGAUGGGAAAUAUAUAAAGUAUACAAAAACGGCUAUUUCUUGAUUUUCACACAAUCCUUUUUUCAAAAAUAUAUGUCUAGUAAAUUAUAUUGUCUAAUGAAAUGAAAUAAAAAAUGCUGA